Cladocopium goreaui is the source of this 3717-nucleotide messenger RNA. The record is from the annotation of a GenBank genome assembly. NCBI's taxonomy places the organism in Eukaryota, Dinophyceae, Suessiales, Symbiodiniaceae.
AUGCCACGCGUUGCAGACAUCCCAGCUUCAAAGAUGGCUGAACCGUUGGAGACGCUUGAUGCUGUUGAUGGUGCGGAUACUGACAGUCUGGUCCCGAGCCUCCACAAGCGCGCCAAGCGACCCAAGCAACCCAAGCGACCCAAGCGCGCCAAGCGCGCCAAGCGACCCAAGCGCGCCAAGCGCGCCAAGCGACCCAAGCGCGCCAAGCGCGCCAAGCGCGCCAAGCGCGCCAAGCGCGCCAAGCGCGCCAAGCGACCCAAGUGCGCCAGGGACACUUGCACCAAGACCGCCCCACAUCACUUUGCCAGACCAAGCGAUCCAAGCGCGCCAAGCGCGCCAGGGCGGGACGUCGCCUGCAGGGUGCGCGAAGCCAUUGUUCGGAUAGCCGAGGCAGAGGCUCAAUACGACUUGAAGGACGCAAAGGCGUUCGCGCAAUUCCUCCACGAUGCAGACGUACGUUUGGUUCGUGCCAGGUACCUCACUGACUUGGUCCGAUCCGAAUGCCCAUUGCCACGUCGCCAAGAACUCCAGUCCAAGACCUUCGUUCCUCCUAACUCCAAAGAGGCUGAAACAGCCUUGGUGAGCCACCAGGAAGUACAGACCUGGGCUGAAGGGAAUAGUGAUGCAAUCAUCUGCUCGAUCCCCCACGCUUGGGAGACACGCGAGCAUCCAGAUCCUUGUAGAUAUCAGCUGGAGCAGAUUGUGCAGCGUGUUGUAUUGUACGAAGCUGCUUUCAAAGCUGAUGUUUGGGUGUUUUAUGAUUAUGCAUCGUUGUUCCAAUUUGAGCGGUUCUCUCCUGAAGAAAAAAGCAGCUUCGGAGCAGCCAUGCAAAAUAUGCAUGUGAUGUACGCGCACGAGCACACGCUGACCCCGCGCAUCGAAAGUCUCACACCAGAUGAUGUCUGGAAUCGCAUGAGGGCCAACGAGACGGAACUUGUCCCUGUUUAUGACAAGGACGAGAGGCAUGUCGUAGCCAAACCCUUGAAGGAUUUGUUUCCAAACCGGAACGCCUACCUUUCUCGCGGAUGGUGCAUGGCAGAGGUGGAAUGGAGUUCGCUCAGGACAGUGAAUCUCCAGCACCAAAGAAUCGAUGGAGUCGAUGACCACUCAGAUGAUGAUGGCGACCACUCAAAUGAUGAUAGCAACCACUCAGAUGAUGGCAGUCGCCUGAAUGGCACGAUCCCGAUGACCCCUGAAAAUUUCCGCUCCAAAAUGGAAGCGGCGGUCUUUACUCACAGAUCCGAUGCGGAAAGCGUCAUCCGUUUGCAAGAGAAGAUCUUUUUCGAAAAGGUGACGGUGUGUGAGCACCUGGAGUUGGAAGGCCUUCCAGCCCAAGAGAUGCUGGCGUUGGCUCAUGCUUUGCCACUCUACAAGAACUUGAAAAGCUUGACGCUGAAAACCUUUCGAUGUGACGAAGAGCAGGUUGAAGCCCUUGCAAAGGCAUUCGCAACCAGUGGAUUGCAAAUGCUCACAGUCCGCAAUGACGACGCCAAGAGCUCUGAACUCAUGGUCAAGGCAUUCUUGGGGGAUUUCGUGGUAGAAAAUUGGCAGGUUUGGGGACCCGAAUUUCGCGACAAAUCUGCGAAAUUGAAAGAUCCACGAAAUGGCUGCGAAAGCUGCAACGGGCGAAGUCCACCAGUGUGUGAAGAGACCGCGGGCAAAGACAUUACAAAUGCCAGACAGGAUCUUUCUCAUGGGGCUACAGGCUUUCGCCUUUCACCGCGAAAGGCCUUGGCCGAGGCGCUGAAGACAAACUCGCCCGUCACGAACAUUGAUUUGGCAGGCAACGAGAUUGGCGCUGAGGGUGCCAAGGCCUUGGCCGAGGCGCUGAAGACAAACGCCUCCGUCACGGACAUCGAUUUGGGAUACAACCCGAUUGGUGCCGAGGGGGCCAAGGCCUUGGCCGAGGCGCUGAAGACAAACGCGUCCGUCACGAACAUUGAUUUGCGACACAACAAGAUUGGCGACGUGGGCGCCAAGGCCUUGGCCGAGGCGCUGAAGACAAACUCGUCCGUCACGGACAUCGAUUUGUCAAGGAACCUGAUUGGCGACGAGGGCGCCAAGGCCUUGGCCGAGGCGCUGAAGACAAACGCCUCCGUCACGGACAUCGAUUUGGGAUACAACCCGAUUGGUGCCGAGGGGGCCAAGGCCUGGUGUGUGGAGCCCUGGAUGAAGACGCCAGCCUUGCUCUGUCCUCGUUUCCAGGCCUUGGCCGAGGCGCUGAAGAUAAACUCGUCCGUCAUGAACAUCGAUUUGCGACUCAACCAGAUUGGUGCCGAGGGGGCCAAGGCCUUGGCCGAGGCGCUGAAGACAAAUGCGUCCGUCAAGAACAUCGAUUUGCGACUCAACGAGAUUGGUGCCGAGGGGGCCAAGGCCUUGGCCGAGGCGCUGAAGAUAAACUCGUCCGUCGAGAACAUCAAUUUGGCAGACAACAAGAUUGGUGCCGAGGGGGCCGAGGCCUUGGCCGAGGCGCUGAAGAUAAACGGGCCCGUCACGAACAUCAAUUUGACAGUCAACAAGAUUGGCGACGAGGGCGCCAAGGCCUUGGCCGAGGCGCUGAAGACAAACUCGUCCGUCGCGAACAUCGAUUUGCGAGAAAACAAGAUUGGCGCUGAGGGUGCCAAGGCCUUGGCCGAGGCACUGCAGAUCAAUAAGUCCGUCAUGAACAUCGACUGGGAAGGCAACGACAUUGGUCCCCAGGGUGCCAAGGCUUUGACCGAGGCACUGCAGAUCAACAAGUCCAUGACGAAUAUCGCUUUGCAAUACCAACCAGAAGAGAGUGACAGGCACACGCGCAGAACUCCUUUCGAAACUCCAGUCCGUCUCCAGGCCUUGGCCGAGGCGCUGAAGAUAAAGUCGUCCGUCACGAACAUCCAUUUGGGAUGCAACGACAUUGGCGACGAGGGCGCCAAGGUGUUGUCCGAAGGGCCCUCGAACAAGACGCCAACCUUGACCUGUCGCUGCCUCCAGGCCUUGGCCGAGGUGCUGAAGAUAAACGCGUCUGUCGCAAACAUCAAUUUGAUCUACAACGAGAUUGGUGCCGAGGGCGCCAAGGCCUUGGCUGAGGCACUCAAAAUCAACAAGUCCAUCACGAACAUCAAGUUGGGAGGGAACCAGAUUGGUGCCGAGGGCGCCAAGGCCUGGUGUGUGGCGGGCUCCGCAGAAUGCUGCGGCGAUUUGAUGGAAGAUGUCAUGUCCCGGACAUCCUGUGACAGUGACAGUGACGGUUUGGAGGCCUUGGCCGAGGCGCUUAAAAUCAACAAGUGCGUUACGGAGAUCCUUUUGUAUGAAAACCAGAUUGGCGACGAGGGGGCCAAGGCCUGGUGUGUGGUGGGCUCCGCAGAAUCGCUGAAUGCUGCGGCAUGUCAUGCUGUCAUAUUUUCGACAUCCUUUGACAGUGAGAAGUUUGGAUGGUUUGGAGGUGUUGUAGUUUCAUCGUUCAUCUCGGAUCGAGUUGAGUUGUCAAAUACUCCCAAUCCAGCUGUAUGGAGAUGCUGAAUGAAACCGUGGAUUUCUGGGUCGUUUUUCCAAGUUUUGAAUCAGAGAGAUUGGACAUGUCUAAGUUGAAUGUCCUUUUUUUUUAUUUUAUCUUUUUUUAAGCAUUUCAGAAAUCAGGUUUUGUCUGUAGGGCCCUUAAAAUCUAAACGCCAACUCACUGCAUACAGGCCUUGGCUGAGGCACUUAAAAUCAACAAGUCCAUCACGAACAUCAAUUUGG